AUGGCAAAGGAUGCAAUCGCAACAUGGGUGGCAGAGAAGCAAUGGUAUAACUACGAUAACAACAACUGUAGCAGUGGAUAUGUCUGUGGGCACUACACCCAAGUUGUAUGGAAGCAAACCAAAAUGGCUGGAUGCUCCAAGAUAAUAUGUGACAGCGGGAAUUCAUUCAUUACCUGCGAGCAUGGGCGGACCCACGAUAUGUCAAGUUCUUCAAGCAAGUUUAGGACAAUGGGAAAACAAGUGGAUCUUCGUCAAAUGUUAUUUAAAAAUUUGAAAUCACAAUAUAAUUCUUGUUCUUCACCCACACAAAGUGAGACACCUCAUAAUCAUUAUAUGCAAAAUGAAAGCAUUAGUAUUGAACCAAUUGAUAUGGAUGAACCAAUUGAUGUGAAUGAUGUGGAUGAACCAAUUGACGUGAAUGAUGUCGAUGACCAAUUGAUGUGA
Chenopodium quinoa (quinoa) is the source of this 444-nucleotide messenger RNA. RefSeq names its product cysteine-rich venom protein-like. The transcript is spliced from 2 exons. Gene Ontology annotation, cellular component: extracellular region. The record is from RefSeq and is a predicted model, not a curated record. The coding region runs from base 1 to 444 and encodes 147 amino acids. NCBI's taxonomy places the organism in Eukaryota, Viridiplantae, Streptophyta, Magnoliopsida, Caryophyllales, Amaranthaceae.